AUGAUGUCCGCAAACACUGUUCACAACAACCAUAACACCCACAGCACGGGUGGUGUCAACUCGCGGACACCGGUGCCGACGGGCAUCACAUCCAUCGCAUCGGUAAUCCCGACCGCAAUACUCGACGACUUGUCCACACGUUUUGUGAUAAACAUACCGCGCGAAGACCGCUCUGACCUGAUCCGGGUGUGCUUCCAACUAGAGCUGGCGCACUGGCACUAUCUCGAUCUGAUCCGUGGCCAAGACUCACGCUUGCCAUCAGUGAACUUCACCCGCUUCUCGGCCAUCAUCUUCAGACACAUACCAUUCCUGCAGCCAUUCAUCGCCCGAUUGGACGCCAUUAUCGCCGAAUGGAAGACCUAUAAACUACUGGUCCCCACGUGUGGGGCCAUUAUGUUGGACCCGCCCCUCGAGCACGUGCUUCUGGUGCAGGGCUUCGGCGGCCGGUCGUGGGGUUUCCCGAAGGGUAAACUCAACGAAGACGAGCCGUACCACAAGUGUGCCGUACGGGAGGUAUACGAAGAGACCAGCUAUGACUGCGGCGGCAGUAUUGACCACCAGAGCUAUAUCGAGCGGCAGCUCAGCGAGAAGACUGUCCGCCUCUAUAUCGUGAAAGACGUGCCGAAGGACUUCCCGUUCGCCCCGUUGUGUCGCAAUGAGAUCAAAGACAUCAAGUGGUUCUCUGUGGCCGAACUGCCCGUCCGGACGCCA
Molecule: messenger RNA, 711 nt
Organism: Medioppia subpectinata
Lineage: Eukaryota; Metazoa; Arthropoda; Arachnida; Sarcoptiformes; Oppiidae
Source: the annotation of a GenBank genome assembly